Podarcis lilfordi (Lilford's wall lizard) is the source of this 5200-nucleotide messenger RNA. NCBI's taxonomy places the organism in Eukaryota, Metazoa, Chordata, Lepidosauria, Squamata, Lacertidae. The record is from the annotation of a GenBank genome assembly.
AUGGCUGUCCUGAGAGUAAAAUUCACCAAAACCAAGAGAGACAAAUUGGCUCAAAUCCUGUGGAUCCUCAACUGGAUUUCUGUGGUGUCUGGUGUAAUUCUGUUCAGCCUGGGACUUUUCCUGAAGAUCGAACUCAGAAAGCGAAGUGAGUUGAUGGGCAAAGGGGAUAUUAACUCUGUCCCCAACAUGCUAAUAUCUGUAGGGGUUGUAGCAUGCAUCAUCAACUUUCUUGGAGGUAAAAUCUGCUAUGAUUGCACAGACUCCAACAAAUUCAACCGAUGGAAGUUGUUUAUGCUCCCUUAUAUUGUUUGCACGUUCUGCUUCACCUUCUGCAUUUUGGUAGGUGCUGUCAUGUGUUAUACCAUGAGAAAUGAACUGGAGGAAUCUCUGUAUCUGGGGCUGAGGGACGCUAUUAAGUUCUACAAGGACACAGACAUUCCUGGAAGGUGCUUUUUAAAGAAAACCAUUGAUAUAUUACAAAUCAGAUUCCAAUGCUGUGGAAACAAUGGUUUCAGGGAUUGGUUCGAAAUUCAGUGGGUCUCAGUUCGCUAUCUGGAUAUGGCUUCAAAGGAUGUUCAAGAGUAAGUAUUAAAUGUAUAAUAUUUUUUGAUGUUGUCUCACAAAAUCAGUUUUGGUUGAGCAAAUGAAUCUGAGUAUAUAAGAAGAAGAAGAGUUUGGAUUUGAUAUCCCGCCUUUCACUCCCUUUAAGGAGUCUCAAAGCGGCUAACAUUCUCCUUUCCCUUCCUUCCCCACAACAAACACUCUGUGAGGUGAGUGGGGCUGAGAGACUUCAGAGAAGUGUGACUGGCCCAAGGUCACCCAGCAGCUGCAUGUGCAGGAGCGGAGACACGAACCCGGUUCCCCAGAUUAUGAGACUACUACCGCUCUUAACCACUACACCACACUGGCUCCCAACCGGGAAACACUAGGGAAUGCCAUGGUAGCCUAGAGAAAGCAAUGAAUUUAAGAGCAACCCAACUGAAUCAGGCCAAAGGCUCAUCUCCUUCAGCAUCCUGUUCUUUGAGUGGCCAACCAGAUGCUUAUGGGAAUCUUACAAGUAAGACCUGACUGGAACAGCAGUCCUCCCACUUAUGGUUCUCAGCGACUGAUAUUCAGAGGCAUGCUUCCCCUGACAGUGGCUAGCCUUAUCUGUCAUUGUUUUGCUUAAUCUUCUUUUAAAAAACCAUCCAAAUUUGAGUUCAUCAAUACAUCUUGUGGUGUGGAAGCAAAUUCCAUAGUUUAAAUAUAUGCCCUGUGAAGAAGCUCUUUUUUUUGGUCUGUCCUGAAUCUUCUACCAUUCAGCUACAUUGGAUGGCUCUGAAUUCUAGUACUAUAUGAGAGAUAACGACUUCUCCCUCUCUACGCCAUGCAUACUGUUAAACACUCUGUCAUGCCCUCCUUAGUCACCUUUUCUCUAAACUAAAAAGCCCCAAAUGUUAUAAGCUUUCCUCAUAGGGGAGGUGCCCCAGUCCUUGAUCGUUUUGGUUGCCCUUUCCCAGCUCUAUAAUAUCAUUUUUGAAGGGAACCAUCCAAGACGGUAACCAGGCAGGAGUGAAGUAGAGGCAUAAUUACUCAUGGCACACAGUGAUGCUGUUAAACUAAUAAAGCAAAUGUAUUUAAAUAGGACAAAUAUAAUUUUAAAGAGAAGCGCCUAGUCUGUUGACAUAUAGAAAUAAACAAAACCAUUGUAAACUAUUUAAUGAUCCCACUCUAUUAGUCCAAAGACUUACAUGGCUGCUUUCAAUUUUAAAACAGUGCUAAAAAUAAAUCAAAACACACACAAUAAAUAUUCAGAAGCAGCAUCACAAACAAGGAAAAACCACAUUCAGCUCAAGAGUAAAAGACCUAAAAGGCCUGGGCAAAUGAAAAGGACUUCAGUUGUGUCAAAGAGACAUUAUGGUCAGCGCCAGGCUAGCUUCACUGGGGGGGACUAUUCUACAUCCAGGCUGCUGCAAUGGAUGUAGAAGAAGGUGGGGGAAUUCAGUGAAAGAUAUAUGAGGAAGAGCUUAACAGCUGGGCAAUUUCAUGCAGAAUAAGAGGGUCCUUCAGAAACCCAGGUCUGCACUGCUUGCAAAUUGAAAAGAAAUAAACUUAUUGGAAACAAACCAGCAGCCAAUUCAGCUGUAAAAGUGAUAUGUUUAUGAGCUGUUCUACUAGUUGCCUAGUUAGGGAUCUUGCUACUCUAUUUUGCACCAAGUGAACUUUCCAUUUUCCAGAGGAAUAGCUAAGCUAGUUUGUUACAGCAAAAACAACAUCAACCAAGUACUGUGGCCACUUAAAGACUAACAAAUGUAUUACGGCAUCGGUUUUUGUGGACUACAGUCCACUUCACCAGAUGCAUGAAAUCUGUAUCUGUAACACAGGAGAAGACUGAAUUCAUCUGGACGGUUAAAUCCUGUCAAAGGCGACACCUUUAAGCACAUUUUAAACACAUUGUCCCCCCUCAAAGAAUUCUGGGCACUGUAAUUUGUUAAGGAUUGCUGGGCAUUGUAAGGGUAAACGACAGUGCCCGGAAUUCUCUGAGGGGAGGAAAUGUGCCCUGAAUGUGCUUUAAGGAUGGAGUGUGUCCACACUAGCAAGCUGACCUAUUUACUACUCUCACAGUGUCUAUUUUCCACAUCUUUGUUGCAGCCGCCUAAAAAGCAACGUCGAUGGGAAGUUCUUGGUGGAUGGAGUCCCCUUCAGUUGUUGCAACCCAAUCUCACCCCGGCCCUGCAUCCAGUAUCAGCUAACAAACAAUACAGCUCACUACAACUAUGAUUUUAUGACAGAAGAACUUAAUAUUUGGAUGAGAGGAUGCAGGGAAGCCCUACUGGAUUAUUACACUGACAUCAUGAGAUCCAUCGGUAUCACUGUGCUCCUCAUCUGGUUGUUUGAGGUAAAAUAUUACAGCACAACUUUCAGAGCUUCUUGUUUCGCAAGUGCUAUGAUGAAUGCAGUCCUCCAGGCCUUUCUGUCUGACCCUUGAGGCUCUCCAUAGGCAAUGGCCCUCACUGGACCUGAUGUGUUUAAGCACCAUAAAUGCUUUGGGCUGACUGGAAUGUGCCCUUGAGCUGUGGUGCCUCUUGUUCGGCUGGACAGAGGGGUGUGGGUGUGUAGAAAUAUGAAUAGAUUUGAAUUGUUGGUUUUUUUAAUAUAUAUAUAUAUAAAUUGAAUUGUUGGUUUUUAAAAUAUAUAUAUAAUUGAAUUGUUGGGUGUGUGUGUGUGUGUGUGUGUGUGUGUGUGUGUGUAUCUCACUGUUUAUGGAGGAAGUAACAUGCAGUAUUAAAUAUUCAUCAGGCUUUAAAGUAGAUAAGAAUAAGAUUCCUUAAAAUUCAUCAGCUUGUUCUUUUUUGGGGGGAGGGAACAGGACGUUCCAGCAACACACCUCUCCUUUUCACGGUCUCCUUUAAUGUAGGGCAAAUAACAAGACUGUGACAAAUAAAAGCUUCUUAUGUCUGAUGAUGCUCACAAGUAACAGUGACCUUUUGAGUCUGGGGCAUCCAAAAAUACCAGCAAUUUUAUCCCUUACUAUGCUUGCUGUAAAGCUACAUCAAGACAGAAAAGGUUCUAGCUGAAGACUAAAAGCACAAUAACAGUAGCCUCGCCACUAGAUAAUUCCUAAAAUUUUCAAUUGGCAUUGGGACAAAGUCUAAAUUACCUCAGACUUAACUUUCUGAAAACAAUUAAGGGUCUCAAAUGUGUGUACCUGGGGUUAAUACAUUCAGAUAAUGCACAGAAAGGUGAACCAAAAGGAGAUAUUAUAAUAAUAAUAAUAAUAAUAAUAAUAAUAAUAAUAAUAAUAUAUUUAUAUGUCACCCAUCUGACUGGGUUGCCCCAGCCACUCUGGGCACCUUCCAAUAAGUUAAAACAUAGUAAGACAUCAAACAUCUGAAGGCAGCCCUGUAUAGGGAAGUUUUUUUUAUGCUUGAUGUCUUCUAAAAGUCAGAUAGUUGUUUAUUUCCUUGACAUUUGAUGGGAGGGCGUUCCACAGCGCAGGCGCCACUACCAGGAAGGCCCUCUGCCUGGUUCCCUGUAACCUCACUUCUCGCAGUGAGGGAAUCACCAGAAGGCUCAUGGAGCUGGACCUCAGUGUCUGGGCUGAGCAAUGAGGGUGGAAACACUCCUUCAGGUAUGAAGGGCCGAAAAUGUACGAAAGGGAUUGAGGCAGAAAAUACUCAAAAUCAGUGUUGUGUUAUAUGUUCCUUUCUGGCUCUAUCUGGACAUGUUGGGGAUUGAACCUGGUAUCUUCUGCAUGCAAAGUAGAUGCUCUGUCAAUGAGCCUUAAAGGUAAAGGUAAAGGUACCCCUGACCAUUAGGUCCAGUCGCGGACGACUCUGAGGUUGCGGUGCUCAUCUCGCUCUGCGUUUGUCCGCAGACAGUUCUUCCGGGUCAUGUGGGCAGCAUGACUAAGCUGCUUCUUGCGAAACAGAGCAGUGCAUGGAAAUGCCAUUUACCUUCCCACCGGAGUGGUACCUAUUUAUCUACUUGCACUUGACAUGCUUUUGAACUGCCAGGUGGGCAGGAGCUGGGACCAAACAACAGGAGCUCACCUCGUCGCAGGGAUUUGAACCGCCAACCUUCUGAUCGGCAAGCCCUAGGCUCUGUGGUUUAGACCACAGCGCCACCCGCGUCCCUCAGUGAGCCAUAUCCCACCCUUUAUGUAAGAUAAAGCAUGACACCACCUAGCUGCGCUGGUAGCAUGCUUCACUUGGAAAUCCUCAUCUUUUAGUGUAUAAUAAAAUUUGAGAAAGCCAAGAAAUUCAUUGCUAAAAUAUUCCAUUAAGCCUAACAUUAAAACAUUAAUAGUAAAUAAUUUAAAUACAGUACAAAGAACAGAAUUGCAACACUAAGCAAUUCCAGUUCCCAGUGGUCAUAAUAGUAUUCUUAAUAAGCGUUUAUUUCUUUUUUUAUUGGUUAAUGGUUUGUAAUGUUAAUUUGGUUCUUUUUCUCUCUCUAGCUGUCUGUGCUUACUGGAGUUCGUUACCUUCAAACAGCAAUGAGGAAUGUUCUCCUCCUGGGUGAUCCGCAGUGUGACUCAGAUGGUUGGUUGCUUGAGAACAGCUUUGUAGAAACUGCCAAAAACAACAUCAACAUCAUUAAGAAUCUUGGCAAGGCUAAUCAGAUAUCAACGGUUUCAGGGAAUGACCCUAACAUGGACAUUAAAACUGCAAACCACGGUCCAGAGAAUGUUCCAACAAAAUCAAUCCCCACAGCUUAA